This is a messenger RNA of Pungitius pungitius (ninespine stickleback), 1423 nucleotides long. It is a transcript of the gene odr4, whose product is annotated as odr-4 GPCR localization factor homolog. Lineage: Eukaryota; Metazoa; Chordata; Actinopteri; Perciformes; Gasterosteidae. Gene Ontology annotation, cellular component: endomembrane system. Bases 38 to 1336 code for a protein of 432 amino acids. The record is from RefSeq and is a predicted model, not a curated record. The transcript is spliced from 13 exons. Gene Ontology annotation, biological process: intracellular protein localization.
UCCAUCGCCCUCACACUCUGCACGCCGUCCUGGCAGUAUGGGUCGCACUUACAUAGUCGAAGAUGCCGUGGAGGGAUAUCUGACUAAACAAUGUGAACAAAAAGUAGUUCCAGUCACCGGCCUGCUCAUUGGACAGAGCUCAACCCAGAGGGAGUAUGUCGUCACGGCAACUCGGACACCCCAAAGGGAGGAGUGUGCUGCAUCGGGUGGGAACUCCCUGGACAAGGAGUGGGUGACUGAGCAUGCCCGACAGGUGUCUCGGAUGUUGCCCGGAGGUCUCUCCGUAUUGGGUGUCUUCAUCGUCACUGACAACGACGCCAAGGACACACUCGCCACACUGCGACAGCUGGUCUUUGCAGUGGAGAACCUGAUCUCCACAGAGCGUCUGUGGAACUCUGCAGAGGACGUCUCCGACCGCGUUGUGCUGCACGUCAACCCCCAAACCAGAAAAACCUUAUGCCGAACCUUCGACGUCAAGGACCCCAAGAGCGUGGCCAAGCCUGCAGACUGGAAGUACCAGUCGGGCGUGUGUUCCUCCUGGAGCACGGUGUCCUGUUGUCUGAGCGUGGACGUGUUGGUGCCGCUGCCAGACAAUACAGCGGCUACGGAGGACACGGACAAAUGUCUAAAGGAGGGGCUCAGAGGGUGGGCACGCCGGGUGGAGAGCGCCGUCUGUCUGAUCGACGGAAGGAGGCCGGCAGCGGACACCGAGCUCGCGGGAGGACAGAAGAGGAACGCGAGACCGACGUACACCGCUCAGCUCCUCAUCACAUCGGAUGAGCGGAGGCUGACGGAUGUGGUCCAGCGGUGCGGAGGCAGCGUGUCAGUCAGAGGAGCGGUCUACAGCACAGCGUACCUGCACAGCAACAAACCCAAGGCCAGACUGGCCGAGAAGCUGCUGAAGAGGGACGCGGUCUCCACGGUGACCACGAGGGCUCAGAUGGUGCUGGAGGAGCUGCUGACGUCGGGAGGGGCGAGCGAGGGCGGCAGCAGAGACAAACAUCAGAGAGAGCAAUUCUGUCUCCCUCAUCGCGUCUUCUGCCCGGUGGAAGCGAGCGGCCCGGUGUGCGUGUGCGACUACCGCUUCAGUGACGAGGGCCCGUCUGAGGUGAUUGACAGGCUGAAGGAGAUGCUGGACAUGGACGCAGCAGAGAAAGACCUGGACACCAGGCGGGAGACGCCUGCCGAGGUCUGGGAGAGAGAUGGCGUACACGAGGCCACGGUGGAAACCGCUGAAGCACCGCAAUCCAAGAGGAACUACUUUGGUGCUGCCAUGGCAACCACCGUCGCCCUUCUUGCCACUGCUGCCUCGAUGCUCUAUCUCAACGACGUUUAAUACACACAUGCAUUUGCCAAAUAAGAUUUUAUUUGGUAGGACUUAAAUUGGUUGCUGUGUUAAAUAAACAACGCUGUAUGUGAGUUA